AUGUCGAUAUCGAUAAGCGGCACGGAAUGGCACGUCUCUCCGCUCACGCCGCGCAUUAAUCAGUCGUCGUUUGGUCCCGCCGCAAAUUCUCGCAGCACACCCCCCCUCCCGCCCGUCGCGUCCCCCGCUCCGCCCCCUCACCCAGCCGACCCGUGCCCGCGACCCGGCCGCACUCGCAGGGCUACCGAUUUCCGAACA
This is a messenger RNA of Iphiclides podalirius (scarce swallowtail), 198 nucleotides long. Lineage: Eukaryota; Metazoa; Arthropoda; Insecta; Lepidoptera; Papilionidae. The record is from the annotation of a GenBank genome assembly.